Molecule: messenger RNA, 1257 nt
Organism: Nematolebias whitei (Rio pearlfish)
Lineage: Eukaryota; Metazoa; Chordata; Actinopteri; Cyprinodontiformes; Rivulidae
Gene: mpi
Product: mannose phosphate isomerase
Exons: 7
Coding region: 124-1242 (372 amino acids)
Biological process (GO): GDP-mannose biosynthetic process; carbohydrate metabolic process
Cellular component (GO): cytosol
Molecular function (GO): mannose-6-phosphate isomerase activity; zinc ion binding
Source: RefSeq, a predicted model, not a curated record
ACCUGUGCUGUACAAAACUAUGCAUGGGGGAAACUUGGACUGGACAGUGAGGUGGCUAAACUGGUGGUCGGUGGGGACCCACUUGCAGUAAUAGAAGAUAAAAAGCCCUAUGCAGAGCUGUGGAUGGGUUCCCACCCUAAAGGCGAUGCUCAAAUUAAAGACAACAGGAUCGCACAGACCUCCUUGGGCCAGUGGAUCGCCCACUACCCAGCCUGCCUGGGCUCCAAGGUGAAGGACGCCUUCCAGGGUCAGCUGCCGUUUCUCUUCAAAGUCCUCUCGGUCAACACAGCUUUGUCUAUCCAGGCCCACCCCAACAAGGAGCUUGCUGCCAGUCUCCACGCUCAGUUUCCAGAGCAUUAUCCAGACAACAACCAUAAACCAGAGAUGGCAAUUGCCCUCACGUGCUUCCAGGGUCUAUGUGGCUUCAGACCAGUUGAGGAGAUCCUGGCUUUUCUACAAUCGGUCCCAGAGUUCCACGCUUUGGUGGGACACGAAGCAGCAAAAGAGCUGCGGUGCAGCGUCGGCGAUGAGGUUCGUACAAGCCAGGCUCUGAAGAAGUGCUUCUCAAGGAUGAUGAGCUGCGAGAAGAAGGUGUUGGUGGACGAGCUGAACGAGCUGGUUAAGAGAGUUUCUGAAGAAGGCGCAGCAGGGAAGGACACAUCCCGCAGCGCUGGUGAGCUGUUGCUUCGCCUCCACUCCCAGUAUCCUGGAGACGUUGGCUGCUUCUCCAUUUACUUUCUCAACUAUGUGGUUCUGAAACCGGGUCAGGCCAUGUUCCUGGGAGCCAAUGAACCUCAUGCUUACAUUUACGGAGACUGUAUCGAGUGCAUGGCCUGCUCCGACAACACUGUGAGGGCGGGGUUGACACCCAAAUACAUCGACGUUAACACACUGUGUGAGAUGUUGAACUACAAACCAGCACCCGUCUCCUCCAAAAUCUUCCCCUGUGUCCAAGACCCCUCAGACCCCUGUGUAACCCUGUACAACCCCCCAGUGCCAGACUUCACUGUCCUAAAGAUACAGGUCCCGGCCUCGAUGAACACCUACACAGUUGCUUCAGUGGACAGCGCGAGCAUCCUCCUGGUGGUUGAAGGUGACGCUACAGCAACCUCUGCUGCCGCUUUUUCGGACCUCACAAUGAGACGUGGGACGGUCCUCUUUGUCUCGGCCAAUGAGAGUCUGUCCCUGCACAUCACCUCGCCGUCAGGGAUGACCCUGUUCAGAGCCUGCUGCCUCUUGUAGCUGGGACAGCUGUGU